UGGUUGGAUUCCCGAAAGGGCGGGGUGUAGGCGUGCAACCCGGAAAAACAGUGUGUGGAGUCGUGAGAGGGUACAGUGGCUCUGCAUUCUCCAUUCCAUCAGUUUGAAAUGGGUUUGGAGGAAGCAGCCGCCAGUCCUGAUCCUCACAUUCCCGUGCUGCGCAUCAGUCAACUGGAUGCCCUGGAGCUAGACGCGGCCCUCGAGCAGCUGCUGUGGACCCGCUUCUCUCAUUGCUUCCAGAACUGCCGGCCCGGUCUACUGACCCCCGUGGAGCCAGAAUUAAGAGCCCUUCUUUAUCUGCUGCUUUGGCGGUUCACACUGUACUCCAACAGCGCCACUGUGGGCCAGUCUUUACUAAGCCUUCGCUAUCACAGAGCAGGGUCCUUGGCUCGGCGCUACAGGCCGCUGUCGCCCAGGCAGAAGUUAGUUCUGGCCGUGCUCGCUGCAGGUCCCCGUUGGCUCCAGGAUCGUUCCCAUUCCCUGCUACCGCUCGUCGGUUUGGGUUCCAGGGGAUCUGUGUUUGAAAGAGAUGAUGGUUUAUUCCAGCAAGGUCUUCGUAAAGCUCUGACGCUCGUCUCCGGUGUUGCAAAGUUUGCAAGUCUCAUCAACUUCUUUAUUUUCCUAAGAAAUGGCCGCCACCCCAUCCUAUCGGAAAGAAUCGCCGGAGCUCAGGCUGUCUUAAGCAAGCCCAACGUGACUAGGGAUGUAACUUACCAGUACAUGAACCGAGAACUGCUGUGGCACGGCUUUGCAGAUUUCCUCAUAUUUCUGUUACCACUCAUGGACACAAGGAAGCUGAAAGCAGCCGUGUCUUCUUUUGUGUUCGGGGAAGAAAGUUCUGACAGGAAAGAAAGCGGAGAAAGACGAGAGUUGUGGAAGGAGUGCGGGCUGUGCGGAGAGUGGCCCACCAUGCCUCACACAGUGGGCUGCCAACACGUUUUCUGCUACUACUGCAUAAAGAGCCACAGGAUCGCUGACGCUCGCCUCACUUGUCCGAAAUGUGGUGCUGAGACGAGGCAACCUGAGCCGCUAAACAUGAAGGUGCAGUCAGAUCGAUUAAGCACGUCCUAGCAAACAGGAACUACUCAAGAGACAAAUAAAGAAACACAAUAAUUCAUGAAAAUGUAUUUUUGUAUCAAAUCAUGAAUAACGGAGUCAGCUAAAUCAGAAGAAUCUGAUCUUGAUGGUUUAAACCAAUCCUGGUGUUUGUCUUUUUCUUGAAAAGAUUUAGUCGUAUAUGACUUUAUGACGGGAUCUUUCUUGACUCUGUCUGUUCUGAGCACACACCGCCCUGCUGUGUUUAAUAUAUGUGUGUGUAUAUUGACAGUCUUCUGUGCCCUCUGUUUCUCUGGCUGGACUUUGGCUGGAACUAUUUGUCUUUGGUGCAGCGGACAGACCGCAGAGAACCUCACAGAGCAUAUAUUUGAUGAGUGAAUGUGUUGAUUUAUGCCCCAAAUUGGCUUUGUGAUGGUGCUCAUGUAUGUAUGUGUGUGUGUGUCUGUGUGUGUUUGUUGAAUUGGGAAUAUUUGUUCUGAUGAAAAAUGCAGAAAGUCAGCUGAAUAAAUAAUGGAAAGGAAUUUCUGAUGCCUCUCAUCAUGGCCAUAUUAGCAUUUGUUGUGUAUUUUGUGCCUAAAUUGUAUUUCAACAUCAUUAAAAUUGAUAGAGUGCUA
This is a messenger RNA of Oryzias latipes (Japanese medaka), 1670 nucleotides long. It is a transcript of the gene pex2, whose product is annotated as peroxisomal biogenesis factor 2. NCBI's taxonomy places the organism in Eukaryota, Metazoa, Chordata, Actinopteri, Beloniformes, Adrianichthyidae. The record is from RefSeq and is a predicted model, not a curated record. Gene Ontology annotation, biological process: protein import into peroxisome matrix. Gene Ontology annotation, cellular component: peroxisomal membrane. Gene Ontology annotation, molecular function: zinc ion binding.